Messenger RNA from Phytophthora sojae, 810 nucleotides. RefSeq lists its product as hypothetical. The transcript has 2 exons. Gene Ontology annotation, molecular function: protein dimerization activity. Lineage: Eukaryota; Oomycota; Peronosporomycetes; Peronosporales; Peronosporaceae. The record is from RefSeq and is a predicted model, not a curated record. The coding region runs from base 1 to 810 and encodes 269 amino acids.
AUGUUGCAGCGAACGAUUGAACUGGAGGCCGCUUUAGUGAAGUUUUUUGCGCAUCUGAAGCAGCCUGGAGGCCGCAAGGAGUUUAAGGGCGUUGGAAAGAAGUUGCGGCGCCCCAAAGCCGAGGAGUGGCUUACGAUCAAGUGUCUUCAAACGCUUCUAGGCCCAUUUGCUGUCGCUUCCGAAACGCUGGGGGGUCAGGCAUACCCUACAAUGCCGCUUGUUCUUCCAGCACUAUCAGGAAUUCGUAAGCACUUGGAGCGAACGGAUCUCUUCAGUGCCUUUGCAGCAGAAGCUGGAGAAGAGUCAUACGUUCCUGAGACGGUGGCGAAGAUGAACGAAUGCCGCAAAGUAAUGCUGGAGCUGUACGAGACACGAUUUAAAGAUGUGGAGAACAGCGAGCUUAGGUGGGUCGCCUUCUUGGAUCCGCGCGAGCAUCGAAACUUCAUGUAUCACCACAUGUUCGGCCCGGACAUCGUUCCUUCUGGGGCCUCGGACUUAACCACGGAGUGCACGAAGGAGUUCUCACGCUAUUUGGAAGCUAUUGCAAGAGUGAAAAGCACAGUCAUUCCUUUCACAUGGUGGCAAGUGAACGGCACCAACUACCCCAACUUGCGUAGACUGGCGAGGAAGUGGCUGGGUUCGGUGGCGACAAGUGUUCCAUCCAAACGAGCUUUUUCAACGAGCGGGAAUAUUUUGACUGUCAAACGAAGCUCGCUGAAACCUGACAGGGUGCGGGAUCUCGUUUUCCUCGCGGAGAAUUGGAAGGGUAUUAACGCUUUGACACCGCACAGAAGGAGUGGGGCUGCUUGA